This is a messenger RNA of Portunus trituberculatus (swimming crab), 3279 nucleotides long. Its product is annotated as meckelin-like. The transcript has a single exon. Gene Ontology annotation, biological process: cilium assembly. The record is from RefSeq and is a predicted model, not a curated record. Gene Ontology annotation, cellular component: MKS complex; ciliary transition zone. Lineage: Eukaryota; Metazoa; Arthropoda; Malacostraca; Decapoda; Portunidae. The coding region runs from base 330 to 3263 and encodes 977 amino acids.
AGUCCCAAACAGUCAAACACCUGCGAGGCGGCAGAAGGUGACGCCAAGUGUUGCACUGACAGCUAUCAUCAGUGAACAGAGACAGUAAGGCAAGAAACAACUCCAUUUACCGUCUUUGACAUUACAACAGACACAGUAUAAUAAAGCUACAAGAAUAAGACAGUUAAAAGCUUGAAAUAAGGGAAGAGGAGAGCGAAAUGAACAGUAAAUAACUCGUUUUACUUAGUGGCACCAAGAACAUUCCCAGUUAUAGAAAAAAAGUAUAAUGAUAAUAAAAGAAGCCUGCGGUAAGGGAGGACAAACGAAAUAAGCCACCACCAUCACUAAUCAUGUCUUGGAAGGUGAUUCUGGCUGUUUACAUACUAACUCACCAGACACAGGCUCGUAACUUUGAAUUCAUAACCUACCAUGACUUAAUGCAAUGCCAGGAGAGGGAUUACUUUAACCCAGUCACCCUGCAGUGUACAAAUUGCCCUCCUAACCAGACUGUGUAUGAUAAUCCCUAUACCUGUGAAUGCUUACCAAGGUUUAAGUCUUUAUAUAAAGGGAAGGAGUUAAUCUGUGAACCCUGCCCAGCCCUACACGUGACAUCAAAUGAUAAAAGAACCUGCAUUCCUUGCCUAGGGUCAGCAGUGAAUGAGACCUUAGGGGAGUGUGACCCAUGCCCUUUGACCUCACAAGUUAUGGCAGACAAGGCCGUCAAUGGAACUUCCUUAGGGGGCAUGAUGUGUGUGAAGUGCUCCAAUGACACAGUGCCGGGUCCCGAGGGGUGUGUGCCUUGCCAUGCCUCAUACUAUGCAGCUAGUGGUGGGUUUUGUGUCUGUCCCGAAACGCAUGAGGAACUUGGCGGCACCUGUGUCCCACUUGCUGAGUUGUCAAAGAUCCCUGACAGGAAGAGCACAUACACUGUUCAGUACAACAGUGGACUGGCACUGGAGUCAGCAUUCCUCAAGGCACACUUCAGGGCAGCAGCACACUCCUGCACCUUCCAGCAGAACAAAUCCGCAUGCCACACUCUCAGCAACAUGUGUGUCCUGCUGCACUAUGAAUUCGAUGGGGACUUUAAUGCCUGUCAGUACUACCGGGAGGAGUUUGGGGAGAACUACAUCACCCUGCCAGACCACGUCCCUUGGCUUUAUUACCCUGAGGGAGAGGCAAAUGUCUACACCUCAAAAACAAAACUCAAAACCACAUACAGCUUCAAUGAUGGAGAUCCAAACUCUAGCCUAAACUUCACUGUGGCAAAGUACUCUGCUGAUGGUCAUCUGCUGGAGUAUGGAAGGCUGGAGGAGGUGCUAACUCUCUGCCCUCUAAUUGACUUCCGUUUUGAUGCUGUGGUUAAGUUUGGCAUGACGUUCUCCCAGCGAUGCUUCCUGAAUGUCAAAGAUCUAUGGGAUACGUACGAGACAGUCUUUUAUGACGUGUUCCUUCAGUACUAUGACAAGGAGGAGCACAUGAUGUACGCUGUUCCAAUACUCAACAGGAACUACAAGGAAGAUGGAGUGUUGCUAAACCAGGAGAGUAAGAUGAAGUGGCAGCUGACUAGAAGGUUUUUCUUGAUUGAUAACCUGAGUGGAAGAGAAGCUGGGUCACCAAAUGCAUGGGAUGAGUUAGAGAGGGCAAGGGUUGUGCAAUAUGUGAAGAACAUGGAAAUCAUCAUUCAGCUUAGGGAAGGCGAGGGUCAUGGCUUGAUAUAUCCUCCUCUCUUCAAACUAACAUACGACGAAGUGGAGGAUAACUAUUAUGACUCAAAUCGAAAGGUGGAAGUUGGUCUCAAAGUACAGUACACCAUGAAUUUCUCGAAGAUUCAAGAAGAUCUGUCCAUAGCAAUUGGUGUGGUGAGCUGCUUUGCAGUGUUGUGGUCCGUCAUUGCCACUUGGAGUUGGUUCCGUCGCUGCGGCCGUGUGGGGCUCGACGUACCAACCAUAUUCCACUUUGUCAUCAUGGUGUGUGGGAAUCUCGCUUCCAUGUUCUGGCUGGUAAUGUUCUUCUCUUGUUUGUACUGGACUAUCUUCUUCAAGCGGCAGGAUGUAGUUCACUUGUUCCUGCUAACACAACACCAAGAGACAGUCAUCAAGCAGUACCUCAUAGCCGCCUGGUUCCUCAAACUGGUGCAGGUUGUGUAUGUUGUGUACGUACAAAUCACUAUUGACAUGUUCAUCAUAGACUGGGAGCAGCCAAGAGCCAGGAACUCCAUCCCUCACCCUCAGCUCAAUGUGAGUCUAGACGAUGAGGGAAAGCAACGCGCUGAGCAGCCAAUCAGCAUCUGGAGGACAUAUUUCAUCGCCAAUGAGUGGAAUGAACUGCAGACUCACCGCAAGGUCAAUGUUGGCUUGCAGUUGUUCUUGACACUCCUGUUUUUGAAGGUGAUGGGGUUUGAAAACCUUUCCGUCAUGAGCCCAGACAGCAGCUUCCAUGACGACCGCCAAGGCAGCAAUGUUCCCCAGAGUUUUGUGUGCCGCUUUGCCAUCAGCAUUUCUAUCUACCUGGCUAUUGUCAUGGCCCAGUGGCUCUUCAAGCUGAUGAUCUAUGAGCGUUAUGUUGAAAACAAACUCCAGCAGUUCAUUGAUCUUUGCUCUAUUGCUAACAUCAGUAUCUUCAUCCUGGAGCACAAGAUGUAUGGCUAUUACAUUCAUGGCCGCUCUGCUCAUGGCUUUGCUGAUGUUGACAUGCAGUCCAUCUAUGAACAGAUGAAGCGUGAGGAGGAGGAUCUGUGUGGCCACCGCGGACUUGAGCCAUCUAGCGAGUGCCAGACAUUUGAAGUGAUGGUUACCCCAAAGUUCAGGGAGAAAUAUGACACCAUCCUGCGGCCCCUACACAGGCGCAGAGGAUUGGGCAGGCCGGCAGGACGCAUCAAGAUGGCAUCAGAUCAGCUAGAGCAAAGUUUCCAAGCACAUGAGGCUCUGAAGAGGUUCUUUGGAAUGUUCCUUCAGCAUGCUCUCAAAAACCUGGACUACAUCAUUAAAGAAAAGUUGUUCCUGGAAGGCCUAUUGGAUUUGGAGUUCCAGGAAACAGACGACCGCUGCCUGCUCUUCAGGGACAAUAAGCACACUUUCAGGCGUGUGCUCUUCUAUGGGCAUGAGGCAACCUUUGUCCUGUUUGAAAUGUUGCUGUUUACCUUCAUUGAUAUCGUCUCGGGUGACUUUGUUCUGGCAGCUGUGGUGACGUAUGCCCUGGUGGUGCUGCUGGAGAAGGUCUGCAGCGCUGGCGGACGGAACAACGUAGUCCACAAGACACUGGUGGACCAAAGGUUUCUAAUGUAGUCUGUCAGUUGAGAAU